AUGGCGGCCGUGAAGCGAGCGCUGCUGGUGUACCGGCGCGCGCACGGCUACUGUGCGCUGCUGGUGUGCGCGCUCGGCACGGCGGCCAACGCGCUCAACGUGGCGGUGCUGACGCGGCGCGAGCUGGCCGCCGCGCCCAUCAACCGCCUGCUGACGGCGCUCGCCGUCGCCGACAUGCUGCUGAUGCUCGAGUACGUGCCCGUCGCCGCCUACCUGUACGUCGUGCUGCCCGAGCAGCGAGACUACCCAUACGGCUGGGCCGCCAUGCUGCUGGUGCACGCCCAUCUCUCGCUCAUGCUGCACUCCGUCAACGUCUGCCUCACGCUCACCCUCGCUGUCUGGAGAUACAUCUCCAUCAGGUACCCGGAGCAGGCCCGCAAGCUGUGCACGCUGCAGCGCUGCCACGUGGCCAUCGCACUGUGCUACACGCUACCGGUGCUGGCGUGCAGCCCGCCCAUCGCCGUCUUCGAGAUCCGCGAGACCAGGGUGCGCCAGCACUCGGGCAACCUCACACUUUACCACGUGGGGCUCAGCGACGCCGCCGAGAAGGACGACAAGCUGCUCUACCACGCCAGCUUCUGGCUCUACUCGGUGGUGCUGCGGCUGAUCCCGUGCGCGGCGCUGUCGCUGCUGAUCGCGUGGCUGGUGCGCACGCUGCUGCGCAACGGCCGGCAGCACGCGGCGCUGACGGGCCGUUCGCGGCGCGCGCACCGCACCACGCGCAUGCUGGUGGCCGUGCUGCUGCUGUUCCUGGCCACCGAGGUGCCCAGCGGCGUGCUCGGGCUGCUGAGCGUGCUGCUGCGGCCCUGCUUCUUCCUCGGCUGCUACAAGCUGUUCGGCGAGGUGAUGGACAUGCUGGCGCUCACCAACGGCGCCGUCAACUUCGUGCUGUACUGCGCCAUGAGCCGGCAGUUCCGCACCUCCUUCUCGCAGCUGUUCUGCCCCGCGCUGCUGCUGAGCAAGCGCAAGGCGCCGCCCGCCUCGCUGACGCAGUCCACGUGUGUAUGA
Messenger RNA from Schistocerca nitens (vagrant locust), 1008 nucleotides. Its product is annotated as G-protein coupled receptor dmsr-1-like. Lineage: Eukaryota; Metazoa; Arthropoda; Insecta; Orthoptera; Acrididae. Gene Ontology annotation, cellular component: membrane. The transcript is spliced from 4 exons. The record is from RefSeq and is a predicted model, not a curated record. Gene Ontology annotation, molecular function: G protein-coupled peptide receptor activity. Gene Ontology annotation, biological process: G protein-coupled receptor signaling pathway. Bases 1 to 1008 code for a protein of 335 amino acids.